CAAUAUGUUUCUACAUAUAUGCGCCUAUAAUUCGUUUAGAAAGUGUUUAUUUUAACGCAAAUAACUAGACUCACGGUUACUGCUGGUGCUGCAAGUGACGACACUUAUUACAAUACGUGUAAUUUUUGUAUCACGUUCACACCGACGGUAUCUACCAGAUUAAGACGCACGUGAAUCUGGUAACUCGACGAUCGCCCGUGCUACUGUUGUUGGGAAAGAAUACAAAUGCUCGCAGAGAACUCGUGAAUCAUGCCUAUCGAUGAAGCUGCUGCAGCUCGGCCAGGGGAUGGGUACGCCGAAGAUGCCCCGAAGAGCGAGAGUGAGGGCGAGGCACGAAGAACACGCAGCAAGCAUAAGAAGAAGCACAAGAGACACCGUCGGGAGAACCGAAUCGACGCCGCGGAAGGCGACGGCGCCGACGACGGAAAGGCGAACAGCGGCGGAGAAGAUGUGACCGUCGCCAGGAAGAAACACCGCAAACACAAGCACAGUCGCGCGAGGCGAGAUCGCCCGCGCAGCGGCGACGACGACGACGGCGCGGCGUCACACUCCGAGCCUCCACAGAGAAGCAGCGUGAUCAGCGUGGUGCACCGCGUCCCGCAAGCGGCGCCCCCUGGUGUCGCGAGCGGCGAUUCUGAUCACAAGGAGUCGGCCGACGAGCGACGAGACGACCGGGAGGAGGCGGAGACCAACGAGAAGAAGAGAGGCGAGACCGCGGAGAGGAGCGACGACGGAGAGAGGAAUGAUGUCGCAGGAGAGGAUCGAAACGGGAGCGUGAAGAACAGGAGGAGGUCGCCAGCGAGCGACAACGCGGAGGAGGAUCGAAACAGCAGCGUGAAGAACAGGAGGAGGUCGCCAGCCAGCGACAAUGCGGAGGAGGAUCGAAACAGGAGCGUAAAGAACAGGAGGAGGUCGCCAGCGAGCGACAACGCGGAGGAGGAUCGAAACAGCAGCGUGAAGAACAGGAGGAGGUCUUCGGAAAGCAGCCACAACGACGACGCGAACCACGAGUCCGGAAGGCGGCAGGACGAUCGCGAACGGCGCGACUACAGGCGAUUGCGGGAUGAGCGUCACCACGACGACCGAUCGAGGUAUCGCCACGACGACUGGCCGAGAGACUAUCGCGACGACCUGGAGGACUACCGGAGGCAGCGCGGCUUCGACGGUCGCGGACGUGACAGGAGAGAUUACGGCGGGCGACGGCAGAACGGCGGCUACGACCGGCGCGACGCUCCGCGACGACACCGCUCCCCUGAGCGUCGCGAUCCACGCAGGAACGACGCUGACGGUAGCAGCAGGCGUGAGGAGGGAAGAGACAGGGAUAGAAGGGAGGGGAGAGAGCCGAGAGACAGGGCAAGGGCGAGCAGGGAGAGAGAGGGAAGCGCCGACGAAUCGGGAGAGAAGAGAAAGCGCAGCAGCCCGGAGGAAGCUGGCGGCGCGACGGAGAAGGACGGGAAACCGGAAUCCGCCGCCGCUGCUGCCCCUGCCGAACCUACCGCGAAGAAGAAAAAGGUCGAGGACAUCUUGACGAUGAGGACGGGCGGCGCGUACAUCCCGCCGGCGAGGCUGCGCGCGAUGCAGGCGCAGAUAACGGACAAGUCUAGCGUCGCCUACCAGCGGCUCGCGUGGGAGGCGCUCAAGAAGAGCAUCCACGGCACCGUGAACAAGAUCAACGUCGCAAACAUCGGCACGAUCGUGCGCGAGCUCUUCCAGCACAACAUCGUGCGCGGCCGCGGCCUGCUCGCGCGCUCCGUCAUCCAGGCGCAGGCGGCGUCGCCGACGUUCAGCCACGUGUACGCCGCCCUGGUGGCGAUCAUCAACACGAAGCUGCCGCACGUCGGCGAGCUCAUCCUGCUGCGACUGAUCAUGCUCUUCCGCAAGGCGUUUCGGCGCAACGACAAGGAGGCGUGCCUGACGGCGAGUCGCUUCGUCGCGCACCUCGUCAACCAGCAGGUGGCGCACGAGGUGCUCGCGCUCGAGAUGCUUACGCUGCUGCUCGAGAACGCGACGGCCGACUCGGUCGAGGUGACGAUCGGCUUCCUGAAGGAGUGCGGCGCGAAGCUGACGGAGGUGUCGCCGCGCGGCGUCAACGCGAUCUUCGACCGGCUGCGCUCCGUGCUGCACGAGGGCGGUGUCGAGAAGCGCGUGCAGUACAUGAUCGAGGUCGUCGCUCAGGUGCGCAAGGACGGCUUCAAGGACUUCCCCGCUGUCGUGCCCGAGCUCGACCUCGUCGCCGAGGAGGACCAGUUCACGCACACGCUCACGCUCGAGGAUACCGGCGACGCGCAGACGCAGCUCGACGUCUUCCAAGUCGAUGCGGACUUCGAGGCGGCCGAGGAGAAGUACGCCGACAUCCGCCGCGAGAUCCUCGGCGAGGGCAGCGACGACGACGAGGGAGGCAGCGGGUCCGACGACGACGACGACUCGGAGGAUGAGGAGGGUGCGAAGACGACGGUCGUCGACGCGACGGAGACGAACCUCGUCGCGCUGCGGCGCAGCAUCUACCUGACGAUCCAGUCGAGCCUCGACUACGAGGAGUGCGCGCACAAGCUGCUCAAGCUCGAGCUGAAGCCCGGCCAGGAGACGGAGCUCUGCCACAUGAUCCUCGACUGCUGCGCGCAGCAGCGCACCUACGAGAAGUUCUACGGCCUGCUCGGGCAGCGCUUCUGCGCGAUCAACAAGGCGUACGUGGCGCCGUUCGAGGCGAUCUUCGCGCAGUCGUACGAGACGAUCCACCGGCUCGAGACGAACAAGCUGCGCAACGUCGCCAAGUUCUACGCGCACCAGCUGUUCACGGAUGCGAUCGCGUGGUCGGCGCUACAGCACGUGCGCCUCACCGAGGACGACACGACGCCAUCGAGCCGCAUCUUUAUCAAGAUCCUCUUUCAGGAGCUCGCCGAGUAUAUGGGCCUCGCGCGGCUGAACGAGCGGCUCGGCGACCCGACGCUCGUCGCGCACUUCGAGGGCAUCAUGCCGCGCGACCACCCGCGGAACACCCGCUUCGCGAUCAACUUCUUCACGUCGAUCGGGCUCGGCGGCCUGACGGACGACAUGCGCGCUCACCUGCUCAACGCGCCGAAGGCGAUCAUGGAGCAGACGCAGGACGUCGACUCGACGGACAGCGACAGCAGCAGUGACGACGACAGCAGCAGCAGCAGCGACAGCUCUGACAGCAGCAGCAGUAGCAGCGACAGCAGUAGCAGCAGUUCGGACGACAGCGAUUCGUCGUCUUCAUCGUUGUCAUCCGAUUCCAGCGACUCGUCCUCGGAAGAAGAAUCCAGAAACAACGUCAAACGCAAGUCGUCGACGACGACGACGAAGAAGAAGAAGAAGCAGAAGAGGAAGCCCGAGUCGCCCGCGAAGAAAAAGAAAAAGCAGCAGCAGCCGCAACCGGAGAAAAAGAAGAAGAAAAGGAGGAAGAGGAAGCGCGGCUCGGAUAGCAGCUCCGGGGAGGAAGCCGCAGAGGACGGCAACAACCGUGAGGCCCAGAAGGGGGUUGAGGAGAUGAUCCGGGACCGGAUGUACCUGGAAGCGAUGGGCGAGGCGAGGAAGCCUGCACCCAAGCCGAAACCCGACCGCGAGACGAGAGAGCGGCGUCCCGACGACGCGCGCGACCAGGAGAGGAGGCACGAGAGGAACGGCGACGGGAAGAGAGCCGACGGGGAUGACGGCAAUGACCGGAUGCGGAAAACGCACGAGGGUCGCCGGUCGAGCAGGGGUGAGGGCGACGAGCGGAGGCAAGGGAGAGAGAAGCCGUUCGAGGGCGGCCGAAGCUCGCCGGUCGCUCUCGGCGAAGACGGAGGUAGUCACCGGCGAAAUCGCUCGCGAGACGGGAGCGGCAGGCGGGGGCGGGACUGAUGGUAAGAUUCCCCCAUCGCGCCGUCGUUGAUGGUGCCUUGCGAAAGUUUGUUAUACAUCGAUUUCUCGUUUUACUUCUAGCAGACCUAGAAGUAAAAACUACUUCUGGUGAGAGAAUCUUGCUCCGGAUGGCAUGGCUCCAUCGUUCGUGACGGUAUGUCGGCACCUAUUUUCGUGUUUGUAUUGUUUACACAGGACAGCAGGACACGUUCUGUAGUCGGCGUCCCAGCAAACCAUCCGUAACCCAGUGAAGUCACGUGCCGUUACUAGUGGGGCGUUCUAAAGGGAUGCUGUUCAUCUCUGCCGAUCCUGUGUUCUUAUAUUGAUAAUGAUUGUGCCGUAUUGUUUAGUGACUGUAAUGAUCGUUUUGUGUUCGAUUGUAAAUAGAGACAGCGAUCGUGCAUUGACAGCACACGCUCACGUAAAUCAUUGAGCAGGUUCAGGAGUCAGCGAGUUAUACGGAUAGAAAGCUUCACUCCAACUUCGUAACUUUUUUAUGAAGUUUUUGGUUUCACUUUUGAUUACGUCAGCAAGUGGGAGCGGUUUGUACGUGGAGAAAAUUGUGCGGUUAACUUUCACACACUUGCCGUGUUAAUAGCACUGCGCAAGUGUGGUUGAUAGUUGUAUAUAUAGCAGUACAUCCUAAUAAGGCAAUCUAAUACAGUUCCUCUAUAGUUAUGUCUAAGUAGCUAGCUUGUCUCAUAUGUUCGUGCAUUUAUAAGAUUAGAUCAGCCUUCAGCCAACCUAAACUUCUGUCAAAUACGUGUUAGCAGACAUCCGUCUGUAAAUGACACCUUUGGCAUUUCUCUUUAGUGGCCGUUAUACAGAGAAACCAGCUCUAUAGAAUAGGCCCUUACAUACACAGCGGUCGUAUUCUGGCUAACGCUCCAUUAGGAGUGUUCCCAACUUUGAUAUCAUUAAUGAUUAAUGAUUGAUAAUCAUAACC
Molecule: messenger RNA, 4804 nt
Organism: Priapulus caudatus
Lineage: Eukaryota; Metazoa; Priapulida; Priapulimorpha; Priapulimorphida; Priapulidae
Product: pre-mRNA-splicing factor CWC22 homolog
Exons: 3
Coding region: 250-3858 (1202 amino acids)
Biological process (GO): mRNA splicing, via spliceosome
Cellular component (GO): catalytic step 2 spliceosome
Molecular function (GO): RNA binding; protein binding
Source: RefSeq, a predicted model, not a curated record